AUGGCAUCAAUCUUCUAUGGAUAUUCUCCAAAAGACGUCCGUCGCCUUGCCUACGAGUGUUCUGCUAAAUUUAGCAUUGAAAUUCCACCCAGCUGGACUGCAAAUAAGAUGGCCGGAAAAGAAUGGCUUACGAUGUUUUUAAAACGAAAUCCGGAGCUAUCCAUACGAAAACCAGAACCCACCAGCCUUGGUAGGGCAACAUCAUUUAAUGCGCAGAAUGUUAAAGUUUUUUUUGAAAAAUUAGCGGAAGUAAUGGAUAGAUAUGGAUUUACUGCGGCAGACAUUUGGAAUGUAGAUGAGACGGGAGUAUCCACUGUGCUGAAGCCAAAUAAAAUUGUAGCUGCCAAAGGUAAGCGCAACGUCGGUGCCAUGACUUCUGGAGAACGAGGGACUAACAUUACAGUAGUAACUGCUGUGUCUGCUCUUGGAAAUGCUGUACCUCCUAUGUUUGUAUUUCCGAGAAAACAGUUUAAGACACACUUUCUCAAUGGUGGUCCCCCUAAUUGUAUAGGAGCAGGCAAUGCCAGUGGAUGGGUUACAGACAAAGAAUUCUAUCAGUUUAUGCAACAUUUUAUAAAACAUGUGAAACCGUCCAUGGAGUGCCCUGUUUUGUUAGUGUUGGAUAAUCACUCCUCUCACUUGAACGUGGAGACACUAAAUUUGGCCAAAGAGAACGAGUUGUAA
Molecule: messenger RNA, 684 nt
Organism: Anoplophora glabripennis (Asian longhorned beetle)
Lineage: Eukaryota; Metazoa; Arthropoda; Insecta; Coleoptera; Cerambycidae
Exons: 1
Coding region: 1-684 (227 amino acids)
Cellular component (GO): nucleus
Molecular function (GO): DNA binding
Source: RefSeq, a predicted model, not a curated record